UUUAAGCAAAAACCUAAAAGGCCGCAGACUACACGGGAAGGGUCUUGGUUCGUGAAUCUCUCUGACUUUCUCUGUCUUAUAUUUGUUUUUUCGGUUUUUUGGUUGAUAUCUCAGAUGGCGAAGCGUUUGGUCCCACUUCUGAAUCGAGUUUUGGUUGAGAAGAUUGUCCCUCCGUCCAAGACCCAUGCCGGAAUAUUGCUCCCCGAGAAGUCCACCAAGCUGAACUCUGGAAAAGUUGUGGCCGUGGGUGCGGGGAUUCGUGAUAAACAGGGAAACUUGAUUCCUGUCAGUGUAAAAGAAGGAGACACUGUCCUCUUACCUGAAUAUGGAGGAACUCAAGUGAAGCUUGCUGACAAAGAGUAUCAUCUGUAUCGAGAUGAAGAUAUAUUGGGAACACUGCACGAGUGAUGAUUACUACCCGACCUGUAACCUAUGCUACAUUUUGAAGUAGUUCAAGCCUCAUCUUAUUAGUUUUAGUCAUUUGGUAGCAUGUGAUAGUGCCAUCCCAUCCGAGAAAAAUAGUAGUUCUACCUUAUGCUGCAAUUGAACAGUUCCAUUCUGCUUUGUGCUUUUCCAUCCUUGGAAAAAACUUGUACUUUUCAAUUAUCUGAGUGAUGAUAUCCUUGAAAAUAAA
Molecule: messenger RNA, 634 nt
Organism: Carya illinoinensis
Lineage: Eukaryota; Viridiplantae; Streptophyta; Magnoliopsida; Fagales; Juglandaceae
Product: 10 kDa chaperonin, mitochondrial-like
Exons: 3
Coding region: 115-408 (97 amino acids)
Cellular component (GO): mitochondrial matrix
Molecular function (GO): protein folding chaperone; protein-folding chaperone binding; ATP binding
Source: RefSeq, a predicted model, not a curated record